AUGAGUUAUUCAGAUUCUAUGCUGCAAAGUCAAAUAACUGAAAUCACAUUAAGGACAAUAACUGAAAUUGAAGAGUUAGCUGAAGAAAUAAUAAGCGAUAGAGCACAAAUAAUUGAUUUUGAUAAAAAACGUUGUGGAAAUCGACAAGCUUUAAGAGAAACAAAAGUAAAUCCUAAGGAUAAACAAUGGAUUUGUAUCGGAAACUUAUUUCUCAAAAUUUCCCAAAAACAAGCUAUUGAAAUGUUAAAAAAUGAUCAAAAUCAGAUAGAAAAAGAAAUAGCAAAUGUUCAUAAUGGUUUAAAGCCUAAAUUAAAAAAACUUCACGAAUUAGAAGGUUUACCUAGUACAGAUGGCUUUGACUUAAAAAGUAUAAAAGUAGACGCUUAA
Messenger RNA from Hydra vulgaris (swiftwater hydra), 387 nucleotides. Its product is annotated as p53 and DNA damage-regulated protein 1. NCBI's taxonomy places the organism in Eukaryota, Metazoa, Cnidaria, Hydrozoa, Anthoathecata, Hydridae. The record is from RefSeq and is a predicted model, not a curated record.